AUGCUGGUGAACACGACCACGUUUCUCGCCUCCCAGAUCCGCAACUCUCUCUCGGCGACCGCCCAAUCCACCAACGCCAUCUACGUCUCCCUCAAGUCCACCCUUGGACUCGCCACUUCCUCCUCCUCUUCAACCGACCACAGCCAGGAAGUAAGCGACGUCGAUCAGCACCAACACGGACAGCAACGGUCGCAGAGUCAGAGUCGACAUGCACAGUACCCAUCGCUGCAAUCACCCUGGAGGGGUCUGUUGGAGAAUCGGAUAAAACAGAAUUACGAAUACGCCAUGCCCGUUGUUAGUUCUUGUUAUUCUGCGCCACGACAUCCCAUUGUGCUCUGUCAUGGCCUGUUUGGGUUUGACAAGAUGGGACCUGAUACGAUCCCACAUUUGCAGAUCCACUACUGGAAGGGUGUUCAGAAGGCGUUGACAAAGUUGGGUGCCAAGGUUAUUGUUGCCAGUGUGCCCAAGACGGGAUCGAUCAAGAAGCGAGCAGAGGCACUCCACAGGAUGCUGACCAACACCGUCGAGGGCAUGCAUGGCGGACUGGACUGCAGGUACCUGAUCAGCCACAUCCACGAUAAGAACUACGAUGUCAAAUCCCUCACAACACUCUCCACACCCCAUCGAGGCAGCCCUGUCAUGGACUGGUUCAGAGACAGUAUCGGAGUCGGACACCUCCAACACGCGGAGGAAGAAGCCAUGCGGAAACUGGGCGAGGCUGCGCGGCUGUCCAAAGCUGCGGCUCUGGACCUUCAGGAAGCCUUGAGAGCAUACCAGACUGCAGGUGAAUCCACUUCUUUCGAUACGACGACUAUCCCUCCACCUUUCUCGUACUCCAACCAAUACACGUCCACGGGAUCCUUUGCAGGUCCUCCACCACCCCCACCUUCCCAAUCCAGCGGCAACCCCAUCAUCAGCCCAUUGCUGAACCGCUUGAUCCCAUACGUAGACACCCCAGCCUACGCCAACCUGACGACAGACUACUGCCAGAACGUCUUCAACCCCAACACCCCCGACGAUCCCCGCGUCUCCUACUAUUCCUAUGGCGCCGCUGUCAAACAGAUCCCUGUCUGGGCACCACUGGGAAUCCCAUGGGAGAUCAUCAAGGCGAAGGAGGGCGAGAACGAUGGUCUGGUGUCGACGCAUAGUGCGCGAUGGGGUCAUUAUGUCGGCACUGAGGACGCGGACCAUUGGGAUCUGAACAAUCGGUAUAGGUUGAAGAUUGGAUAUGACCAGAAACCCUUUGAUGCGAUUGAUUUCUAUAUGAACAUCGCUACUCUCAUGUACAAAGAGGGUCACUGA
Linnemannia hyalina is the source of this 1302-nucleotide messenger RNA. The record is from the annotation of a GenBank genome assembly. NCBI's taxonomy places the organism in Eukaryota, Fungi, Mortierellomycota, Mortierellomycetes, Mortierellales, Mortierellaceae.